AUGGCGGCAGUGCCAGAGCCGCAGAGCGAAGCGGCGGCUGUGGCCGCGGUCUCGGGCUCGGAGCCCGGCCCCAGCCCCGGCCCCGGGCCCAGCCCGAGCCCCAGCCCCGGCCCCGGCCCCGGCCCCGGCCCGCCAGAGGACAGCGGCGGCGCCGCCCCGAGCGCCCCCAAGCCGCCGCCCGACCUGUCGGACCGGCAGACGCUGCUCGCGGUGCUGCAGUUCCUGAAGAAGAACCACUUCAGGGAGGCCGAGGAGAUCCUGCGCCGCGAGGCCAACCUGCAGGAGCCGCUGGAGGAGACGCUGCGGGCCGCCGCCACCCGCGCCGCCAACUCCGUGCACCAGCCCGACGUCAGCUCGGUCCUCUCGGCCUACAGCAACGAGGGCGACCCGGCCCUGUACGAGGAGUACUACACCGGCCUCAAGGGCUUCAUCGAGGCGGCGCUGGACGCCUUCAAAGCGGAGCUCUCCACUCUGCUGUACCCCGUGUUUGUGCACAUGUACCUGGAGCUCGUGUACAACCAGCACGAGAGAGAGGCGCAGCUCUUCUUCACCAAGUACCAUGUCGAUCAGGAGGGCUACUACCAUGACGACCUGCGGGUGCUGGCGGGACUGUCCAAGAAGGAACACAUGCGUGGCAACGAGACAGUGCUGGACUUCCGCACAAGUAAGUUUGUGCUACGCAUCUCACGGGACUCGUACCAGUGCCUGAAGCGGCACCUGCAGGAGCGGCAGAACAACCAGAUCUGGAACAUUGUGCAGGAGCACCUUUUCAUCGACGUGUUCGAUGGCAUGCCUCGCAGCAAGCAGCAGCUGGAGGUGACGGCCGGCGGCAUGGCCGGGGAGGCCAAGCGGGAAGCCAACAAGUCCAAGGUGUUUUUCGGGCUGUUGAAAGAGCCGGAGAUCGAGGUGCCUCUGGAUGAUGAGGAUGAGGAUGUGGAGAACGAGGAGGGCAAGCCCAAGAAGAAGAAAGCCAAGAAGGAGAACGUGGGGGCCAAGAGUAAGAAACAAGACCCCAACGCCCCCCAGCAGAACAGGAUUCCGCUACCUGAGCUGAAAGACUCGGACAAGCUGGACAAGAUUAUGGUGAUGAAGGAGGGGACGAAGAGAGUGAAGCUGGGCCCUGACUGUCUGCCCUCCAUCUGCUUCUACACCUUCCUCAAUGCUUACCAGGGUCUCACUGCGGUGGAUUUCACAGACGACUCAAGCCUGAUCGCAGGAGGCUUUGCUGACUCCACGGUGCGUGUGUGGAGCGUCACACCAAAGAAGCUGCGGAGUGUCAAGGGGGCGACAGAUCUCAGUCUAAUUGACAAGGAAUCGGAGGAUGUGCUGGAGAGGAUCAUGGACGAGAGGACAGCGUGCGAGUGUAAGAUGUUACUGGGACAUGGCGGCCCUGUGUACGGCACCAGCUUCAGCCCCGACCGGAACUACCUGCUGUCGAGCUCGGAGGACGGAACAGUGCGACUGUGGAGCUUGCAGACCUUCACCUGCCUGGUGGGCUACAAGGGCCACAACUAUCCGGUGUGGGACACCCACUUCUCCCCAUACGGGUACUACUUUGUGUCAGGUGGACAUGACCGGGUGGCACGGCUCUGGGUCACUGACCACUACCAGCCACUGCGGAUCUUCUCUGGACACCUAUCCGACGUGACCUGCACACGUUUUCAUCCCAACUCCAACUACGUGGCCACGGGCUCGGCUGACAGGACAGUGCGGCUCUGGGACGUGCUCAACGGCAACUGUGUACGAAUCCUCACCGGGCACAAGGGCCCGCUCCAUUCCCUAGCCUUCUCUCCCAAUGGCAGGUACCUGGCCUCGGGGGGCACAGACGGGCGGGUGCUGCUCUGGGACAUCGGGCACGGGCUGCUGGUAGGAGAGCUGAAAGGGCACACAGACACCGUCUAUUCCCUCAAGUUCAGCCGUGACGGAGAGAUCCUGGCUUCAGGCUCUAUGGACCACACAGUGCGCCUCUGGGACAUGGUCAAAGCCUUCGAGGACCUGGAGACGGAUGACUUCAGCACAGCGACAGGACACAUCAGCUUGGCUGACAACUCACAGGAGCUGCUGCUGGGCAGCUACCUGAGCAAGUCCACGCCCGUCAUCGGGCUCCACUUCACUCGCCGCAACCUGCUGCUGGCUGCAGGAGCGUACAACCCACAGUAAUCCCCACCACCCCACACACCCCCACCUACCACGAGAGCCAUCCACUUCCAGCACUGCUGCUCUCCCAGUACUGGAGCCCACGGCGGGAGAGCUCAAUGUGAGCAGUCGGGGCAGCCAUGCAGGACAAGACCCUGGCUUCACACGGGCCCUGGGUUUGUAUGGGAAUGAACACUGGCUUCCCCCAGCCUUGUGUUAAAACUGGGAGGGUGGAUGGACUCUGGGCACCGACAACUUCAUCAGACCCCAGGGUCAGGCUCAGGUACAGCAUGCUUCCUCUCUCUCCCUUCCCAAGUCAGGUGGACUGCACACCACUACGUGUCAGUGGUCAUGCGUGUGAUCUGCGUGUGUACAUGCUCAGUACACAGUCUGUAAUGUGUACAGGUUUCUCAGUAGCCAGAGCUGUGGCCUCCCCCUGUCGUGUCCACGCAGGAUUGGAGGCACAUCAUCAGGUGGCAGAAACAAAGAUUAGACAAGAUUCUUAACCACAGCUAGUGGGGUCAGCACCCCUCAUCUAGGGCCUGCCACAGACAUCUGACUACUUCCCCUCUUCCCCCUCCAACCUCCAACAUGAGCAGUCAGGAAGCGCUUAUUUUCACGGUAUCCGUGACCCCCCCCUCCUCCCCGCCGCUUGUGACAGAUGUUCCAUUCCAAUUGUCCCACAGUAUCUGCGACACAUUGUCGUACGUCCAGAUGUGGAGGACGAGAAGCCACACCCCACAGUGGCUUGUCCGUCUGACACUUAUUUUUUAUGUAUAAUUUACAAUAAAA
Messenger RNA from Callorhinchus milii (elephant shark), 2928 nucleotides. RefSeq names its product TAF5 RNA polymerase II, TATA box binding protein (TBP)-associated factor (gene taf5). The record is from RefSeq and is a predicted model, not a curated record. NCBI's taxonomy places the organism in Eukaryota, Metazoa, Chordata, Chondrichthyes, Chimaeriformes, Callorhinchidae. Gene Ontology annotation, cellular component: transcription factor TFIID complex. The transcript has 10 exons. Gene Ontology annotation, molecular function: protein binding; RNA polymerase II general transcription initiation factor activity. Gene Ontology annotation, biological process: transcription initiation at RNA polymerase II promoter. The coding region runs from base 1 to 2160 and encodes 719 amino acids.